Messenger RNA from Pseudophryne corroboree (corroboree frog), 2382 nucleotides. RefSeq names its product zinc finger protein 260-like. Bases 64 to 2382 code for a protein of 772 amino acids. Lineage: Eukaryota; Metazoa; Chordata; Amphibia; Anura; Myobatrachidae. The record is from RefSeq and is a predicted model, not a curated record. Gene Ontology annotation, biological process: regulation of transcription by RNA polymerase II. The transcript has 5 exons. Gene Ontology annotation, molecular function: RNA polymerase II cis-regulatory region sequence-specific DNA binding; DNA-binding transcription factor activity, RNA polymerase II-specific.
ACGUAUGUGACUGAUAUAAAGGCAGAAGAUAUAGAGGGAGAAGAAGAGACGUAUGUGACUGAUAUGAAGGCAGAAGAUAUAGAGGGAGAAGAAGAGACGUAUGUGACUGAUAUAAAGGCAGAAGAUAUAGAGGGAGAAGAAGAGACGUAUGUGACUGAUAUAAAGGCAGAAGAUAUAGAGGGAGAAGAAGAGACGUAUGUGACUGAAAUAAAGGCAGAAGAUAUAGAGGGAGAAGAAGAGACGUAUGUGACUGAUAUAAAGACAGAAGAUAUAGAGGGAGAAGAAGAGACGUAUGUGACUGAUAUAACGGCAGAAGAUACAGAGGGAGAAGAAGAGACGUAUGUGAGUGAUAUAAAGGCUGAAAAUAAAGAGGAAGAAGAGACGUAUGUGACUGAUAUAAAGGCAGAAGUUAUAGAGGGAGAAGAAGAGACGUAUGUGACUGAUAUAAAGGCAGAAGAUACAGAGGGAGAAGAAGAGACGUAUGUGAAGGGUGAUCAGCAGUGUAAGGAGGAGGAGAUCCCUACAGAUAUCAGCACAGAUGGACACACAAGCAGGAAUAUCUCAGAAGGACAUCUAAUGUUAUCCCCGGAUUGUGACAUAAAAGAUAAAGACAGUAGACCGGAUACUCCAGGAGCUAACCCCAUUACCCCAAUUAUACAUCCAGCUCUAUCAGCUGGUCCCUAUGAUCCUGGGAAAUGUUCUCCUGAUCACUCUGAUAUUGGUGCAUCUGUUACAGCUCUGAGAGUAGAUACAGUGUUUCCCUGUUCUAUAGAUGCCAAAUGUUUUACACAGAACACAAAGCGUAUUAGCCAUCAGACAGGUAAGGAAGGUGAGAGGCCAUUUCCAUGUUCUGAGUGUGGGAAAUAUUUUGCACAGAAAUCAUAUCUUAUUACACAUGAGAGAAGUCACACAGGUGAGAAGCCAUUUUCUUGCUCUGAGUGCGGGAAGUGUUUUAUCCGGAAAUCACAACUUGUUACACAUCAGCGAAGUCACACAGGUGAGAAGCCAUUUCCAUGUUCUGAGUGUGGGAAAUGUUUUGCAUGCAAAUCAGUUCUUGUUGUACACCAGAGAAGUCAUACAGGUGAGAAGCCAUUUCCUUGCUCUGAGUGUGGGAAAUAUUUUGCACAGAAAGCACAACUUUUUAGACAUCAGCGAAGUCACACAGGUGAGAAGUCAUUUCCAUGUUCUGAGUGUGGGAAAUGUUUUUCACACAAAUCAGAACUUGUUAGACAUAACAGAAGACACACAGGUGAGAAGCCAUUUUCUUGCUCUGAGUGCGGUAAAUGUUUUAUCCAGAAAUCACAACUUGUUACACAUCAGCGAAGUCACACAGGUGAGAAUCCAUUUCCAUGUUCUGAGUGUGGGAAAUGUUUUGCAUGCAAAUCAGUUCUUGUUAUACACCAGAGAUGUCACACAGGUGUGAAGCCAUUUUCUUGCUCUGAGUGUGGGAAAUAUUUUGCACAGAAAUCACAACUUGUUACACAUCAGCGAAGUCACACAGGUGAGAAGCCAUUUCCAUGUUCUGAGUGUGGGAAAUGUUUUGCACAUAAAUCACAACUUGUUACACAUCAGCGAAGUCACACAGGUGAGAAUCCAUUUCCUUGCUCUGAGUGCGGGAAAUGUUUUACCUCGAAAACACAACUUGUUACACAUCAACGAAGUCACACAGGUGAGAAGCCAUUUCCAUGUCCUGAGUGUGGAAAAUGUUUUGCACACAAAUCAGAUCUUAUUAGACAUAACAGAAGUCACACAGGUGAGAAGCCAUUUUCUUGCUCUGAUUGUGGGAAAUGUUUUUUCCGGAAAUCACAACUUGUUAGACAUAACAGAAGUCACACAGGUGAGAAGCCAUUUUCUUGCUCUGAGUGUGGGAAAUGUUUUUUCCGGAAGUCACAACUUGUUAGACAUCAGCGAAGUCACACAGGUGAGAAGCCAUUUCCGUGUUCUGAGUGUGGAAAAUGUUUUACAUACAAAUCACUUCUUGUAAUACAUAAGAGAAUACAUACAGGUGAGAAACCAUAUUCCUGUUCUGAGUGUGGGAAAUGUUUUACACGGAAAUCACAACUUGUUACACAUCAGCGAAGUCACACAGGUGAGAAGCCAUUUCCAUGUUCGGAGUGUGAGAAAUGUUUUGCACUCAAAGCAGCUCUUGUUAUACAUCGCAGAAGUCACACAGGUGAGAAGCCAUUUCCAUGUUCUGAGUGUGGGAAAUGUUUUGCAGUAAAAUCAGCUCUUGUUAUACAUCGCAGAAGUCACACAGGUGAGAAGCCAUUUCCAUGUUCUGAGUGUGGGAAAGGUUUUGCACACAAAUCAGUUCUUAUUAUACAUCAGAGAAGUCACACAGGUGAGAAGCCAUAUUGUUGCUCUGAGUGUGGGAAAUGGUGA